AUGUCAGCUGGCGACAAGAGCGGGGGCAGCCACUCCAGCAGCAGCCGCUUGCAGAGCAAGAAGCCCCCCAACCUCUCCAUCAUCAUCCCCCCCCGGGAGGCGGAAGAGGAUGGCGCCCGCAAGGAGGUGAGCGACGGGGAGCUGCAGACACCCCAACCCAAAUCACCUGCCGGAGGGGAUGCCCGGGUGGGAUGGUGGUACCCAGGGUGGGGGAGCCAGCUGGGUGACAAGCAUGCCCAUCGUGUGUCCAGGGGCACGGCGCAAUGGUUUGGCGUCAGCAGCGACUGGGAGGGGAAGCGCCAGCAGUGGCAACGCAAGAGCUUGCAGCACUGCAGCAUGAGAUACGGCAAGCUGAAGCCUGCCUACCGCGACAUGGAGCUGCCCAGCCAGGAGGUGCCUUCCUUCCAAGGCACCGAGUCACCCAAGCCCGCCAAGAUGCCCAAGAUCGUGGACCCGCUGGCCAGGGGCCGUCCCUUCCGCCAUCCUGACGAGCCCGACCGUCCCCACACACCCCACCACGUCCUGCCCCCGCUCACCCCCGGUGUCGUCUCCUUGGCAUCCUUCAACAGCAUCCGCUCUGGCUAUGGCCGCCUGCCACGCAGGAAGAGGGAAUCUGUCGCCCACAUGAGCUUCAAGGCAGCUGCAGCCCUUCUUCGUGGACGCUCUGCCCUGGAGCCACUGGCUCCCAAGUGGAGGAGCAACAAGAGGAGCUUCAUGUACCCCAGCUUCAUGGACGAGGACAUGGUGGAUGCUGCUGAUACCCUGGACUCAUCCUUCUUCAGUAAGAUGGACAUGCACGAUGAGACAUACUCCAUGCCUGAUGAUGUCUUCGAGUCGCCGCCUCUAUCGGCCACAUAUUUACGCAUGCACCCGGUGGGGGAGGAUGCCAAGGCGUCCCCCGAGGCGGAGCAGCCCACCCCGCGGGAGGAUGUCCGGCUCGCUUCGGCCGGUGCUGGCCCAGCUCCCCGGCGAGGCAGGCGCAUUGCUUCCAAAGUGAAGCACUUCGCCUUCGACCGCAAGAAACGCUACUAUGGUCUGGGGGUGGUGGGGAAGUGGCUGAACAGGACGUAUCGCCGCAGCCUGAGCAGCAUCGUGGAGUCGCAGCUGGAGAUCACCGACAGCCACCGACCAUAUUUCACAUACUGGAUCACCUUUGUCCACAUCCUCAUCACCUUGCUGGUCAUCGGCACCUAUGGCAUUGCCCCCAUCGGCUUCGCUCAGCACGUGACAAGAGAGUUAGUGCUGAGGAACAAGGGCGUCUAUGAGAGUGUCAAGUACAUCCAGCAGGAAAACUUCUGGAUCGGGCCCAGCUCGAUCGACCUGAUCCACCUGGGAGCCAAGUUCUCCCCCUGCAUCCGGAAGGAUCAGCAGGUGGAGCAGCUCAUCCAGCGUGAGCGGGACCGGGAACGUGGCUCCGGCUGCUGUGUCCAGAAUGAUAACUCGGGCUGCAUCCAGACCCUGCCACAGGACUGUUCGGAGACACUGGCAACGUUCAUCAAGUGGCCAGGCAGCAACGCGCCGGCCAUGGGCUCCUCGGGUGAGAAGCGGAUGUCGGGGGCUGUGUGUCACCAGGACCCCAG
This is a messenger RNA of Pelecanus crispus (Dalmatian pelican), 1580 nucleotides long. The record is from RefSeq and is a predicted model, not a curated record. Lineage: Eukaryota; Metazoa; Chordata; Aves; Pelecaniformes; Pelecanidae.